Ilex paraguariensis (yerba mate) is the source of this 657-nucleotide messenger RNA. NCBI's taxonomy places the organism in Eukaryota, Viridiplantae, Streptophyta, Magnoliopsida, Aquifoliales, Aquifoliaceae. The record is from the annotation of a GenBank genome assembly.
AUGAGUAUUCUAGCAAGCCACCCUUGUGCUUGGUCGCCCACAGUUUGGGUGCAUCAUUUCAAGGGAAGAUAUCUUAGAGUUCCAUACUUUGGUUAUUCAAGUCGAGAUUCUCCUUCUAAAGAACCGGUUUUAUUUCAGGGUCAAAACCUUUUAAAUAGUUGCAGUCAAAGUGCAAGGCAAUAUCAACCUGUUUUUUCAGGUACAGUGGAUGAUGGGAUGGGUCCAGAUGACCCUGAAGAUGGGGUUGAUAAGGAUGUAUCUUCAGAAGGUGAAACUGAUGCGGUGAAUAGGGAUAUGGUCAGAGAAAAUCUUGAACGAAUCAUUGGUACUGAUGACUCUACUUUCAGUGGGAUAGAUCUGGCAACUCUUAUUAGGGACAAGUAUGGGAGGUCCUAUGAUGUUCAACUUAUAAAGAAGUAUCCAAGAAGCAUGGAAACCUCUAAGAAUGCCACAUGCCCAUGUUGCACAGAUUAUGAGAGAUUGGCCCCAGCUACUCAUGUAGAUGUGGCAGAGGCUAAAAUGGCCACUGAUGGUAAUGUUUCAAGGCAAGAACAGGUUAAAGAGAAAGAAUUAAAUUCAGCAGUAAACAUCCUCACAAAGCUUAAUCAUGAAAGAGGAAUUGAGAAGAGAGUGAAGAGGACCAGUCCGAAAGUCUGA